Molecule: messenger RNA, 1788 nt
Organism: Lachnellula hyalina
Lineage: Eukaryota; Fungi; Ascomycota; Leotiomycetes; Helotiales; Lachnaceae
Gene: TIM50
Product: Mitochondrial import inner membrane translocase subunit
Exons: 2
Coding region: 1-1788 (595 amino acids)
Molecular function (GO): phosphoprotein phosphatase activity
Source: RefSeq, a predicted model, not a curated record
AUGUUGUCAAGAGUACUCGCCCGAUCAGUGCAAACACCACGACUCGGGGCAUCUCCUGCAGCCCUUCGGAUAGCCUCAUCGUCGCAACUAUGGAGCCGGUCUAUGGCCAAGAAUCACGAGCCAAAUUAUGGCCAGAACAAGCCUUCGAGUAAUGGGAGACAGUCUGGAAAUAAUCAGCCCUCAAAACCAGUUGCUGCAGGUGCUGCUGCGACUGGAGCUUUCACACAGCAAGGUUCGCAGGUCAACAGCAAGUUGGGAAAGUCCGAAUUCUCGAAAAAGCAGGAGGAGUUAAGUGGAAAUGCAUCUCCGGAACAGAAUACCACACCCAAAUCCCAGGGUACGGGUGCAGGAAGCGUGAACGCCGCUUCAAGGAAAGGGGAGGAUCCAGCAUUCUCGAAAAAGCAAGAAGAAUUCAAUACUACAGCCUCUCCAUCCGAAAAUACCGCUCCUCAAUCUAGCUCGCCGUCUGCCAUCGAUCCUGCAGAAGCUCAAGCUCAAGCUCAAGCUGAGGCUCAGAUUGGAUCGCUACCAGAUCUCACAAAAGGCAUACCCUCCACCUGGGAAUUUGAAGCUGCUCAGCGCCGGAAGGCAUCCUCCUCGCCAUUAAACCUGACAGAAGCUCAAGGGGGAGGUGGAAAAGGGCAACUCCCAGAUUCUGCAUACGUCUCCUCGGCGGAACGAAACCGGAAUAAGCGAUUCUCAUAUAUGUAUCUCUUCUUUGGUUUUGCAGGAGCCAGCGGCACAUUAUUUCUUGGGCGCAACUGGGAAACACCAGAACUGGAGUCAGAGCAUCCAGACGUACCAAAUGGAAUGACUCCAGGGUUGAUGUGGGCUCGUGCAAAGGCUCGGUAUAAUGAUCUAUUCGACUACUACCAAAAGCCAACCUUCCAAAAGCUUCUACCUGACGUAGACCCAAGCUUUGCACGAGAUUAUACUUUGGUGUUGAGUUUGGAGGACUUACUGAUUAAGGCUGAAUGGAGCCGAGAACACGGAUGGAGAAUAGCGAAACGACCAGGUGUUGAUUAUUUCUUGCGAUAUCUCAGUCUAUAUUACGAAAUUGUGAUCUUUACCAGUCAACCUUGGAUGAUUGCGGAUCCGGUCAUCAAGAAGUUGGACCCAUUCCGCAUAGCAACAUGGCAAUUGUUCCGCGAGGCGACACUUUACAAACCAGAAGAAAACACAUACGUAAAGGAUCUCGCAUAUCUCAACCGUGAUCUCUCCAAGGUCAUAAUCAUGGACACAAAAGCCUCACACGUCCAAAACCAACCUGAAAACGCGAUUGUCCUGAAGCCAUGGGAAGGAAAUGCCGACGACAAAGAACUCGUCUCAUACAUCCCCUUCCUCGAAUACAUGCCAACGAUGGCGUACAGCGACGUACGAAAGGCCCUCAAAUCCUUCGAAGGAAAACAUAUUCCCACAGAGUUCGCUGCGCGCGAAGCAAUUGCACGACAGAAGUUCCACGAAGAGUUAAAAUCAAGAAAGGCUCCUCGGGGUUCCGGUACUAGUUUCCUCUCUAAUGCGCUAGGAAUCAAGGCCGGGGGCAUGAUGGAAAGGGACCCUAACGAGCAAUCCACAUCGGAAGCCUUUGCCCAAGGCAAGAUGCUCCAAGACGUAGCACGGGAGCGAGGCCAGCGAGCGUACGCAGCCCUUGACAAGGAGAUCCGCGAGAACGGCGAGAAAUGGCUAAAGGAAGAAGCGGAAGCCAUGAAGAAACAAGAGGAAGAGGGUAUGAAAGCUAUGAAGUCUGGCUUCUUGGGCUUCCUUGGUACCGGUAAUGCCGGAACAUAG